Molecule: messenger RNA, 2454 nt
Organism: Ascochyta rabiei
Lineage: Eukaryota; Fungi; Ascomycota; Dothideomycetes; Pleosporales; Didymellaceae
Product: AAA ATPase cdc48
Exons: 5
Coding region: 1-2454 (817 amino acids)
Biological process (GO): retrograde protein transport, ER to cytosol; mitotic spindle disassembly; autophagosome maturation
Cellular component (GO): cytosol; VCP-NPL4-UFD1 AAA ATPase complex; nucleus
Molecular function (GO): ATP binding; ATP hydrolysis activity; polyubiquitin modification-dependent protein binding
Source: RefSeq, a predicted model, not a curated record
AUGUCCGCCGAGCCAGACCACGCAACGCAGAAGCCGGAUCUGUCCAAGGACCCUUCAGGCGCCGAGCCCAAGACCGAAGAUGAGAUCGCAACUGCCAUCCUCAAGAAGAAGAAGAAGCCCAACUCCCUCAUUGUCACCGACGCCGUCAACGAUGACAACUCCAUCAUCGCCCUCUCAAACAACACCAUGGAGACACUCCAGCUCUUCCGUGGUGACACUGUCCUCGUCAAGGGCAAGAAGCGCAAGGACACAGUCUUGAUUGUGCUUGCAGACGACGACCUCGAUGACGGCUCAGCGCGGAUAAACCGCGUUGUUCGCCACAACUUGCGCGUUAAGCACGGCGAUGUUAUCACCAUCCACCCUUGCCCAGACAUCAAAUACGCCAAGCGCAUCGCAGUCCUUCCUAUCGCAGACACAGUCGAGGGCAUCACCGGCUCAUUAUUCGACGUUUUCCUGGCCCCAUACUUCCGCGAAGCCUACCGACCUGUACGACAGGGCGACACAUUCACCGCGCGCGGUGGCAUGCGACAAGUUGAGUUCAAGGUUGUAGAGGUCGAUCCGCCAGAGUUCGGUAUCGUCGCACAAGAUACCGUCAUCCACUGCGAGGGCGAGCCGAUCCAGCGCGAAGAUGAAGAGGGCAACCUUAAUGAGGUCGGCUAUGACGACAUCGGUGGCUGCCGCAAACAGAUGGCACAGAUCCGUGAGCUUGUCGAGCUGCCGCUAAGGCAUCCCCAGCUCUUCAAGUCGAUCGGUAUCAAGCCGCCGCGUGGUAUCCUCAUGUACGGCCCUCCUGGUACCGGUAAGACGCUGAUGGCCCGUGCCGUUGCCAACGAGACCGGAGCUUUCUUCUUCCUGAUCAACGGUCCCGAGAUCAUGUCCAAAAUGGCUGGUGAGUCGGAGUCGAACCUGCGCAAGGCGUUCGAGGAGACCGAGAAGAACUCGCCCGCGAUCAUCUUCAUCGAUGAGAUCGAUUCUAUCGCCCCCAAGCGUGACAAGACCAACGGUGAGGUUGAGCGCCGUGUCGUUUCGCAGCUGCUCACCCUCAUGGACGGCAUGAAGGCACGCUCCAACGUUGUUGUCAUGGCCGCCACCAACCGACCCAACUCGAUCGACCCUGCCCUUCGUCGUUUCGGCCGCUUCGACCGUGAGGUCGACAUCGGCAUUCCCGACCCUACAGGCCGUCUCGAGAUUAUGCAGAUCCACACCAAGAACAUGAAGCUCGGCGACGACGUCGACCUCCAGGUCAUUGCCGCUGAGACGCACGGUUACGUCGGUUCCGAUCUGGCAUCUCUCUGCUCCGAGGCUGCCAUGCAGCAGAUUCGUGAGAAGAUGGACCUGAUCGAUCUUGAUGAGGACACAAUCGACGCUGAGGUGCUCGACUCGCUUGGUGUUACCAUGGAGAACUUCCGCUUUGCCCUUGGUAUCUCCAACCCCUCUGCUCUCCGCGAGGUCGCUGUCGUCGAGGUUCCCAACGUCCGAUGGGAGGACAUUGGUGGUCUCGAGGAGGUCAAGCGCGAGCUCAUCGAGUCCGUGCAGUACCCCGUCGACCACCCCGAGAAGUUCCUCAAGUUCGGCAUGUCGCCCUCGCGUGGUGUGCUGUUCUACGGUCCUCCCGGUACUGGUAAGACGCUGCUCGCCAAGGCUGUUGCCAACGAGUGCGCUGCCAACUUCAUCUCGGUCAAGGGUCCUGAACUGCUUUCCAUGUGGUUCGGUGAAUCUGAGAGCAACAUCCGAGACAUCUUCGACAAGGCCCGCGCCGCCGCUCCUUGCGUUGUCUUCCUUGACGAGCUUGAUUCCAUUGCCAAGUCGCGUGGUGGAUCUCAGGGCGAUGCCGGCGGUGCUUCCGACCGUGUUGUCAACCAGUUGCUGACCGAGAUGGACGGUAUGACAUCGAAGAAGAACGUUUUCGUCAUCGGUGCCACCAACCGACCGGAGCAGCUCGACAAUGCGCUGUGCCGUCCCGGACGUCUCGACACCCUCGUCUACGUCCCUCUGCCCGACCAGGCCUCGCGUGUCAGCAUCCUGAAGGCCCAGCUCCGCAAGACACCGGUUGCGUCGGACAUUGACAUCGACUUCAUCGCGUCCAACACACACGGCUUCUCUGGUGCCGAUCUUGGGUUCGUCACACAGCGUGCUGUCAAGCUCGCCAUCAAGCAGUCGAUUGCUCUUGACAUUGAGCGCCGCAAGGCUCUCGCCGACAAGGGUGAGGACGUUGAUAUGGAGGACGAGGGCGAGGACGCUGUUCCCGAGCUCACCAAGGCGCACUUCGAGGAGGCGAUGCGCUCUGCUCGUCGCUCCGUUACGGAUGUCGAGAUCCGGCGCUACGAGGCGUUUGCACAGUCGAUGAAGAACUCGGGCGGCUCGAGCUUCUUCCGCUUCCCUGACGGGGAGCAGGCGUCGAAUGAGCAGAACACGUUCGGCAACGCCGGGGAAGACGAGGAUCUGUACAACUAG